This is a messenger RNA of Schistocerca nitens (vagrant locust), 10655 nucleotides long. RefSeq lists its product as uncharacterized. The record is from RefSeq and is a predicted model, not a curated record. Bases 636 to 6866 code for a protein of 2076 amino acids. NCBI's taxonomy places the organism in Eukaryota, Metazoa, Arthropoda, Insecta, Orthoptera, Acrididae. The transcript has 10 exons.
GUGAACUGACGAAGUUAUACAAAAUUAGACUGAGUACAAACAGUUUGAGCAAUAAGAAUCUAAUCGCAGGAGAUCUGAUAAUAUACGAAGCAACUUUCAAUCUUAUUCAUAGACAGUCAAUAAUCUUGCACAAUAAAAAUAUUGCACAAUGCUAUGGGCAAUCUAGGGUUAACUUUAAUUGUGGUUCCUUUGAACUGAGACAAUAGACAUUAGACUGAAAGUGUAGUGUUGCAUUUCUUCUCAAAUGAAGUCUUUGUAUUCAUUUGUCGUUCACAUCUUUCUGCCAACAUAUUUGAGUUUCUCAUGAUGUUGUUUUGAACGUCUGAAGGUGUGAUACAGAAUGCGACGUUAUGUGCUGGUGUGUAUGAGUGAAUUUGUAUAAGAGAGAAAAAAAAAAAAAAGAGAGAGAGAGAGAACAGCCUUCCAGUGGCUCCUUCUUUGUGUCAGUUCACCUUACGCUUGUUCCGCAAUACAUUGUGGAAGUGCCAUGUAAUGGGUAUUGAGAUAAGAAUAAACUAAUAAGUGUAUUGCAUCAAAGCAGGUUGUGCAUAUGUUAAAUGCACAGAUGAAUGCUUUCGUUUUUUCAGCGUUUAUUGUGCUUCAAGUGAAUGGGAAAAAUACGUUUUAAUUGAAGGAUGACUGAACCAGCAGGUGGCUCGGAUAAAAGUUUUGGCACUGAUGUUGCUGGAAAUGCAGUAUCAGGGAGAUCAGCAAGAUCUGCUACGUUGGCAAACCUGAAAGCAUUGUUCCAGCACCAGUUUGAUAAUGAGAUCAUUACUUGUGUAGCUGCAAGUUUUGGAUGGAAUGAAUGGAGAUCAACUAAAGCGCUGAAAAUGUUGGCUGGGAAUCAGUCAGAAGGAGUGGAAUUGGGAAUGGAUCCUUUACUACACAACAAAAGUGAGUCACCAGUAUCCAGCAGCCACGAUGAAGAAAUAAAGCCCAGCAGUAAAAAUGGAUUUGCAAGUAAUGAAAACACACAGGAGGCCCAGCAGCAUACUCCUGGAGAAACAAGUCCAAGAACUGCCACAGAAACAAACAUACAAACAGAGGAAUUUGUCUCUCCUGAAAUGAAAACUGAUAACGGGGAUAAAUCUGCAGUUAAAGGAUUUACUUGUGCAAGUAUAGAUGUGGAAAUGGCAACAAGAGCAUAUUCUACAGUAAGCAUGAAAACAAAUUCACCAGACAGCACUGAUACUUAUUCUCAAAUAAGGAUUGAAACAGAAGCAUGUGGAAGUGUAGGCAAUGAAAUUAAAUCAGGAACAGAUCCUAAAAUAAACAUGAAACAUGAAAAACCAUACUUCAUGAAUUGUUCUCCUCAGAUAAUGGUGGGAUGUGAACAUACACCUAAAGAUGAACAAGGGAAGUGUGCAUUUUGUAAGUUUGAACAGUUGCUCCCAGGAGAAGAAAGUAACAACAGCGAUCUAGAUAAUUAUGUGAUGUGUGAGCUUGAGGCUGACGUCCAAAACAGGAAUUUAUCGACUUCAUCCUGCCUCUCUGAGGAAAGUCUACAAAAGGAAAACUGCUCUUCCAAAAAUGUUUGUCAGGUUGAAUGUGGUAAUGGUGACUGUGGGUACCAGGCAGCAAAUUGUGCAGAAUAUUUUAGAGAGGGAGAGACACCAUUAAAUAAAAGUACUGAAAGUGAGAAUUCAGUAAACAACUGCAGACAGCUUGAGGUUACUGAUGUGUUUAAAAACCGGGAAGAUUCUUACUGUGUCUCCAACAUUGGUGAAAUGUCUUCAGUUAGUGGAGGAGAAGUGCAUACAAAUGCCAAACAGGUCACCAGUGCACCAUUUGAAGUUAGUGUAUUGAACAAGGGUGACUAUAAUGACCAGGCAUCAUGUUCUACCAGGAUUUCUUCAAGCCCACUGUCAGGCUCUGUACUGCUGUCCAGUGGUUAUGUUGAUGGAAUUGCUGUUGCUGUUCCACCAGUAACUGUAGCGUGUGACACCAGAAUUACUUGUGGACAGGACAGUAUACAUAAUGACAAUAAGGUUGUUAAUCAGGAUGGUUUAUUAGGUGAAUUUGUGACUUUACCUUUCACACAAAAAAAUACACACAGUAAGCAUACAUUUGACCUGGAAAAUAUUGAUAUCAUUCAAGGAAAGACCUCAGAUCAUGUUUGGUCACCAUUGUUAGCUGCUGAAACAAGUGAUGUUAGCAUUGAAGACAAGGAUGCUGAAGAUAAGGUGUCUGGUUGGCUCCGGGGCACAGAACAAAGUUAUUCUGCAGACACUGCAGCAGUAUGUCACACCGUACCAGUAGACGAAGAUCAUGGUGAAGCACUGUGUUCCAGAAAAGUGAUGGAUCGUGUGACUGACCAGAGUUCCAGUGAUGUGACAGAAUCUUCUAUUGCAUCAUUAAGCAGUAGCAACUCCUCUAAAGACGUGCGAGAACAUAAUGGUAUUAGGAAACACACUCGAUGUAGUAAAGUGGACAGACUGGCGAACAUCAUCAUUGAUGGCAAGAAAAUUAUGAUAUUAAUGCGUGGUCUCCCAGGUAGUGGUAAAUCAACUCUAGCUAGGCAUCUAGUACGCUCCACAAUGGGAGAGGAACCUCAUAGGUUCAUCCAUUCUACUGAUAAUUUUUUUACAGUGUGUGGUAAAGGUCGAUACAAAUUUAAUUCCAAAUUUUUGCAUGAGGCACACACGUGGAAUGUAAAGAGAGUUUUGGCAGAUGCUGUGAAAGGCAUCACUCCUAUUAUUGUGGAUAAUACCAACCUGGAGGCAUCCGAAAUGCGACCCUAUGCGACCAUUGCCGUUCGUCAUGGGUACCGCAUCGAAUUUCUUGAGCCUAAUACAUACUGGCGCUACUUUGUUGCAGAAUGUGCAAGGAGAAAUACACACGGUGUCCCUAUCCAGCGAGUGGCAGAUAUGAUGCAUCGCUUUGACAGAUCUAUUACUGUAGCCGGUCUUCUUGGUAUGUACCAUCUGCAGCUGGAUGCCUCUGAACUAAUUCAGCCUCAUGUUGUCACUACAAGAAUGCCAAAGCACAGACGUAAAAAACGUAAAAGGAAUAGGUUGAAACGCAAAAUUCGAAAAUCACUUUCAGAAGAAAAACUGAUGAUGGAUGGUGAUAACAUUCUAAAUCUGUCAAAAAUCUCAGAUAUCGUAUCAUGUGGUACAUCAUAUGAUUCUAACUGUACAAUAUUUUCCAAUGUUGUUGGUGAUAAAACAAAUGUAUUUUCAAAGGCUGUAGGGGAAACUGAAAGCAGCCUAUUGCAAAAGGGUGAAUCCAUUGUACAUGAAAAUAAUCAAGACUCAGCUUCACCUGGAACAUAUACAGUAGAUGGACUUAGGUCUUUGAAACCUGUAGUUGCUCAUUUGGAAGGCACUGAGGAGAAUGUGGAUAAUCAACAAGUAGAAAGAGCAGCUGCAGUGACUGAAGACUUGAGUAACCCUGGCUUAGACACAAGAAAAGUUGUUGAUGAUCUUUUAAAUGAAGAAAUCGGACGAGAAUGUAGUGCCUCACCAGAUGAAUAUGUACUUGUGAAGGACAGCGAAUUUAUAUUUCAAAAACCACACAAUAUUCAUAAAUGGCUGUUGGAACGACCACCCAGGGUAGGGAAUGAAAAAAAUUGUACUGUCAGUAACACACUUUCCAGUCAUGUAAAUGAAGAGAAUACUGACAAUGAAUCAUCAAAAAAUCUGGAGAAUGAUAACAUUCAACUUAAUUUUAAUUUUGAUAGACAAGUUAACAGACUAAUGGAAGCCAUGGAUCAUGAGGAAACUGCAGAGCUGCAAAGUUUGGAUGGUAGAAACUGUGUAAAAACUGAAUUUGAAAAAACUGAACGUGUUAUUGGAGAUGACUGUAAAAGGUCUUCAGUAGAUACUACAUUUCCUGCCCAUCAGAGUUCUGAUACAAGUAACGAAUUUGUGGUUACAGAAAAGUCUAAACGAAACUUCUCUGAAAGUGUGAGCAGACUAGAAAUUGAUGAUAAGAAUGAGGACUCAGCUAAGAAAUCAAGUAAUGGUAACUACAAAAUAUGGAAGCGUGGAGAAAAAUUGGCAAGUGCUGUUCAGCACAGUGAGCCCACUGCAGUAAAUGAUCAAACAACAGCAAAUGCUGAGAAUAACUAUGUAUUGUGGGAUUUAGAACAUGGGAAUGUUUGGGGUGGUGAGGACCCGAAACCAAGUGUCAACGUACGCAUCGAGGAAGACCUCUGUCUUCCGAAACCACCUCGUAUUAGUCGUAAGAAACUACCUGUGAAAGAUUUUCUUAAGGAAAGUCUACAUAACUUGUCACAAAAUGCUACACGUCCAGUACAAGAACUAGAUCAGUGGGACACUGUAGAAGAUCCCUUAUCUUCAUGGGAAAAUAGGAAGAAAAACAACAAUAUGUCCACAGAUGUAAGGAGGAGAGAGGAUCAUUCAAAUGUGUCCUCAAAAGAUUCGCAAGGAAAAUUUGUACCUCAACCACAGAGGUCUUUAGGAUGCUUUUCUCGGUCACGCAAAUCUGCUUCCAGUAUAUCUCAGAGGCAGUCACCGUCUGAAAUUUCAGAUACUGCACAUAAAAUACGAGAUAUGCGACCUCCGAGAUCAUUAUCUGCUGCAGGUAAUUAUGCUGUAAAUGACAGGUCUAACUGGUCUAAAUAUUGUUCUUCUAUAGAACCCACAGCUUGGAAAUCAGAGCAGAAUUUAACACCUGAAACAUUAUUGCAUCAGUGUAAAGUUUUUCCAGGUACUUUUGAAGUAACAGAUGGAAAGAAAUUGGUCAAAGAUUCAAUAUAUACAGAUUGUGUAACAAAUACACAUUACUCUGAUUUUUUACUGUUGCAGCAAGUUAACAGCAGUAAAGAGAUUCCCAGUGAUGUCAAAAUAAUUGUUGGAAGUUGUUAUGCACCCAUCACAGACAAAGGCAGUGCUGUAGUGCAGCCUGCAAUGUCUCCCCAUCUGCGCCAAAGUGGGAAGUCAGUAUUUGACAAAAGUUCCAUGACAGAACAUGAAGAAAAUUUUACAAAGUUCUCUGAAACUGAAUUUAAAGAACUACUUAGAGCUUUUCCUGCCGUCCCCAUACCUCACUUACAAGAGAUAUUUCAGAAAUGCAAUAGGGAUAUAAACUGGACUGUUGAUGUGCUAUUGGAGCUAGAUUAUAAGGGAGUAGAAGAGUCCCCUGGGAUAGAGAUGGCUUUGGAGCCAUGUACUCUUAAGAUUUCAGAUAAAUCUGAAAACGACCUUCAAAUUGGUGUUUCACCAUCAGUGGUGACAGAAAAAACUGAUCAACAGUCUUCAUACUCAAAUAUAAGGCACACAUCUGAAGAAUGUUGUCAGCCAUCUGAAUUAAAAAGUUGGCAGUAUGAAAAAGAAACUGAUAAGACAAAUGCUACACCGACACAGCUCUCUCCCAGCAGAACCAUUCGAAAAGAUAAAAAUAUUUCACCCACAGCAAAAGAGCUGAAAGAGCAUAUUGAACAAAAUAUAGUGCUAAAUAAGAACUGCUAUUCAGAACACACACUGAGAAUUAGGAAAAUGAGGCACGGGGAAUUAUUAGACAUGGGUGAGGUAACUACUAGUUCGAAUAAAAACAAUGACACCAUCUUGCAGAUUGAGGAUUGUGAUGAGGUCUCAGCUUCUCAUGGAGUAAUUGGAUCCUCAGCCAAACAGAAUAUUCUGGAACAGACUGCUUCAGGUGCCAUGUUAUACCCAGAGAAUGCUGUUACUGAUGCUAUUGUUGAGCAUAAUAAUCAGAAUAGUGACAUUUCUUCUACAAACGGUGAUGAGGCAACAGGAAUUUCUGACCGUGAAGCUUUUGUGGACAUAAAACUUGGGGAAGAAUUUGUGUCACAACUUCAUGAGCUAUUUGGGAAGUCAUCUUAUACAACAGUAUGUGAAACUUCUGCAACAGUGAAGCUCCCUCUCUGCCUGGCACUUCAAAUCCACUACUAUCUUAUGAAGCAUGAAGAAGAACAGAUUAAACAACAGCAGGAUGUUAUGAUUAAAGAAGAUGAGGAACUUGCAAGGAAAAUACAAGAAAGCUAUGGAAGGCGUUCUAAAGAUGAAAAGGUCCCAGAUCUUCGAGAAAUUAUGGAUAUGGAGAUGGCAUUGGCGUUGUAUAAAGCUGACCAGACAUUUUCUCAUCAUGAAACAAAGGAAACAUUGGCGAUAAAGUUAUCUAAAAAAAUUUUAUGUGAAAUGUUCCCAACAUUCCGUAAAGAGGCAAUUCUCGAUGUAUUCAGUUCUACGGGUAACUCUUUUGAUAACACACUGGCUGUACUUAUAGCUUCCACGAGUGAAGAAGAAGCAAAGGUUGCAAUGAGCCCAGAAGCUCUUUCUGAACAUCGUAGCCAAUUGAUAGAAGCUGCAGAAGAAACUGUGAAGAGAGGUGUUGAGACCACCAGUCCCUUAGAAGAUUUUGAUGACAUUACAGCUGACGGAAGAGGCAGUAAUGUGUUGUAUAUUGUUGAAAGAUACAGAGAACAAGCUGCACAUCAUUACAGGAGGAGAAGUGAAUACCAUAUGAAAGCACAGGAAGCUUUCCAAAAAGGAAUGCCUUCAGUGGCUCAUUAUUAUUCACAGUUGGCCCGACUCCACAAAACUCACGCACAAGAAGCGAGUUGCCGUGCAGCGACAGCGAUUAGUGCAGCAGCACCAGAUUCUUCCAACUUAGACUUACACGGGUUGUAUGUACGAGAGGCAGUCUGCCUCUUGGACAGUUUCCUGGAUGCUCACAUUAUGCGACUCAAAGCAAGUGGGCAGUCACGGCGUGUCCUCCAUGUGGUGACUGGUCGUGGUAACAACUCUCGUGGGGGUCAGCCUCGUUUACGCCCUGCCAUUCUGCAGCGUCUCACACAGCGGAGUAUUAAGUAUGAGGAGGUAAAUGAUGGUCUCUUCAGGCUUGUUUUAAGUCGUAACAAUGAUAAGCUGAUUUGAGUGACCAAUAAGCCAUGCAGACAUGCUCUCCCAUGUCAACAGAAUAGACUGAAAAUUUAUAGUUAUUGAUUAAGUGGAGAGCGAGUAAAAAGAAAUAUUAGGUGAUGUGUUUUAUUUUAAUCUAUUAGCCUUCUAUGAAUUUCAAGUUUUAGUUGUUUGUAAAAAGGACAUUUUAACACAUGUGCUAUGUAUAAUACUACUAAAACUGUUCUUGGUCCCAGUAUAUCCCAAUAUUUGGAAUGGAAUAACUAUUUAGCAAGAAUAAAUUAAAUUUACUUUGUGAUGCAAAAAGAGACAGCCAGAGUUGCAACUAAAGUUGAUGUUCAUUUAGUCAGUGACUGAUUUCAGACUACACCCAACCAAUGUUUGCCAAGUAAAAUGUCCGCCCAAAAUACCCAUAAACAAAUGGAUACCUAUGUGUAUGGCCCCAGGUAAUGUUCUUUAAAGGCAUUAAUUGGGACCAUAUGUAUAUGUACCCACUUAGUUUACUGCAAUUCUGGAUGGGCAUUUCACAUGGCAAAACUUGGUGAUUUGAGAAUGGGCAUAGCCUGAAACUUGUCACUGGCUAAAUAAACAUCCAUUUUAGUUGCAAAUAUGGCUCUCUCAUUUUACACUACAAUGUAAAUAUGAGUUGCUGUCCCACCAUACCCAUCAUGCAGAAGUUAGCAUGUAAAUUUACUUUAUUCAAGGAGAAAAGUUAGUUCUCCAAUUGCUCAAACUAUGUUACCAGUUUGCCAGAGAAGUCAUUCUUCUGCCCCUUUUAUAAACUUCUGACUGGACCAGACUUAAACUCAGUUAUGUACUUCAUUAUACAGUUUUUACAAUUCUAUUUUUACAUGCUAUUAAAAACAUUUGAAAGCCAAAGUGUGGGAGAUGGUAUUAUGAAGGGCUGGUGUUUGAUGAUUUCCUAGCCUAAUCUGUGAAGUCUUUAUCUCUCUUUGGUUUUGAAAUGUCUGGGUGGACAUUAUCUAUGUAAGUGGUAAUGCCACUUGACUGCAUUUCAGUCUCUCUCUUUAAUUCUGCGUGUUCCUUGUCAUGGUCACCAUUUUUUAAAUCUUAGUGGGAGGUGCUAUGGUUCGAUUAGUAGCCUGAAGACUUGUCUGAAAAAGGGAUUAUGUGCCUCGAACUCUUUUUGGUAGUGAGCACUCCUUCAUUUAACUGCCAUAAAUAUUGAGGAGUUGAACAAAAAUAACACAGUAGUUCAUGGACCUUAGGAGAUUGUGGAGUGUGUAGCUCAUGUAAAGUACCAAUAGAAGACAAGAGUAAUGAACUUGGAUUUGCAGUUUCCUGUUAUAUGUCAGCUUGCACUGCUGGAAUGUAAAUCAUAACUAAAAAGAGAACUUAAGUCACAUUAAAAUAAAAUUUAAAAUAGCUGUUUCUUUUUGAAAAUUUUCAGACUGAUUGUUAAAUUUAGUUUCUGUUACUACAGUAAUAAGUUUAUUAUUGGUAUUAAAUCAAAAUGGAGUAAUUCCUCGGUUGAUUGUUAAAUUUGUAAACUUAAUACUUCCAUAAAUAACUCGGAGCUGUGAAUAAUGAGAUUAUUAUGCAGAAAAUAAAGGGCUGGAGGGGUGAAUUUAAUUUCAAAUUAUAUUUACCAUCUAAGUCCCCUCUGAUGGUUAUGGCAUUACUAUUAGUUAUUCAUCUGCCAUGCUUAGGAUUUUCCAUCCACUCCUGUCUUCAUAAUAUCAGUACAAGAAAAUGUGGAUGCUCUGUUAUACUAUUAUUUUUCAGUAAUGAUUUAUUACAUAAAGUAUCUGGUCACAUUCCUGAGGACUAAUUUACUCCACAGUUUUCUUCAUUAUGAUCUACUUCUCUCAAUUAGAAUAAUCUACAGCUUUUAAUUACCAUAAAGGUAAUGGGCGUGAUGACGUGUUGCAUGUUGGGUAUUUGCAGUAUUCCCAGUUCUUACAAACUUCGCAUAUGUUGAUCAUUCACUAUUUAAAUAACACCAAAUGCUCUUUGGGGAGCAGGAAUGGAAAUUUUCAUGCAUGGGGUAGGUAGAAAGUCAUUAUUAGCUAUUAAAUCUAAAAGAAAGGCAAACUGUCCACAAAUUUCCAGGCAGAACUCUAGGUAGUUAACAGUACAACAUCAAACAUCCAACAUUCAAAAAAUCCUCCGCAACUCUAUUUGUUAAAUCAUAAGCAGUAUUCAUUUUGUAUGUGAACACUCUUUUGUGUAGCACAUUCUUCAUAUCUGUUCUGUGGAAACUUUUUGAUUUACAUCUCUUGAUUUCUUGACAGAUUCUGAUGUUAUUUUCCUAAACAUCUUGAAACUCUAUAACAGUUCAAAGCCAAACAGAUGAGUCUACACCUUGGAGUGGUAUGUUAGUGAAUGUAUCACUUUUCAGUAACAGGCAGCAUCCAGUAUUGGGAAAUACGAAUGCACUUUGUGGUAACAGAAAUAUGCAGAAUUUCUGUGAAAGGUGGACAUUAGUGAAAGCUGUAAAACUAUGCAUUCAGAACAGAACUAUAAAUAUUGUUUUCUGUUAGUAGGGCACAAGUUGUCAUACUACCCUCCAUACUCUUUUAAAAAUUUUGAAUUUUUUAUUAUAGCAUCCAAAAGGUGAAUAUAUUUUCAAAUACUUGCAGGUCCUUAAAUUAUAUCAUUGUAUCUCUACCCGUACACAUAACAAAAUGACACUAAUUUCGUAACUGCCUCUACUCUUAUCUUGAUGUCUUUCUCAGAGGUGGCAAGUGGAAUGUAGGUAUGCAUUAUUUGUAUGAUUUGUCUUUCAUGACAUGUUACAUGUGUAUAACAGCAUACUAAACUUUGAUUUUUUUAACAUAUUGUCACAGUGUUUCACUGAGGUGGUACCCACCUUUGUACACAACAGUAUUUCUGUGAAAUUUCUAUAUAAUUUGCCAGCAGACAGAAACUUAAGGCUAAUUCCUUUUAAUUAAAUAAAACAUCUGCUUUUAGCAUUGGUACACGUUGUUGCGAUAAUGACAAAUAGUUGUGUGGAAAGUCUAAAUGUGUUCGUGUUUCUCGUAUGCACAAAAUCAGGUAUUGUUAUGUGCAUUAUUUCAGAAUUUAAAGUUAAUGAUGUGAAUGUAUAUAAUCGUAUAUUUCAUGAUAAGUUGGGUAAACUGUACUGUCUAAAUAUUUUUAAUUGGUUCUUACUUUGCCGUCAAAGUUUAUUGAUAAAUCACUUGUAUCUGCAAGUGGUUACAAAAUUACGCAGUAUUAUUUGCACAUUGCAACAAUGCAUUUAUAUUUAUUGUUUGGAAACAAAAUGGUUAACACAGCCCGAGAGACCUAGUUGCUAAGGGUGCUUCUGUAUUUAUAGUAUUUAAUUGAUGUGAAAGGUGUUUCAUCUUCAGCAACUGCAGUAAGUUAUGAAAUAGUAGGCAAAUUCUUCAAAAAAAAUUGUAAAAUAAAGCAACAUUGAAAUAUUAGUGUAUGGUAUUUAUAUUAUAUAAAUAAGAUAUGGAAGUAAUGUUACCAUUUUGGUGCUAGUGAAAUUAUGAAUUAGUUACUUUAAUAGCUUAAUAUGAAGAGAGGGCAUUCAGUGUACAUGUACAUGUUCAUCUAUUACAGUGUUUUUUUAUAUCCUUAAUAUGUUAGGGUAAUAUAAGCAGCAAUAUUAUGAAUCUAUUGUGUGUGAUUGUUAUUCUGCAUUAACAGAUGCUAGAGUGGGUCAUAUAUAUAAUAAAGCUUUGAAGUGAAAAUUGUUAUACAGUGAUGGCCUGGGAGAUACUUCAUUUUAGACCAACUGGCAGGUGCAAAUCAUAAGUUGUCAUAUAUGACUGUUUUAUAUGUUUAUCAAAUAAAAUAUGAUUUUUUAUUUCA